UAGGAGUUGGAGGGACUGAGAAGCCGAGCUGUGAAAUGGCGGUAGCAUCUUCCUCCUCGUCGUCAUUGUCAUCGCCGGUACGGUGGUGGAGGACGGCGUUUCUGACCGUGAGAGACGAAACCCUAACAACUCCUCUGCGCACCCCAAUCCCCGAACUCCUCCACCAUUUCAUCUUCUCCCAUUCUCACACUCUCCUCUCCGCCGCUCCCUCCCUCCCUCCCCAGGAAGUUACCUCCGAUUUGCUGUUCGUCAUGGAACUCAUCACCACAAGGCCUCACGGCAUUGAAGACAUGACCGCUACCUUCACUCACACAACUCACUUGAUCCACGACAUCUCCCAUCGUCUUCCUCUUGAGAUCAAUUCAGCUUCGUGGACUCUCAUCCUCGACGCUUUUAACAAAAUGCUUCGAGUUUUCGUCAGCUCUUCGACAUUCACCCCCGUUAUGGAAGCUCUACAGACCCUAAG
Messenger RNA from Prunus mume (Japanese apricot), 466 nucleotides. NCBI's taxonomy places the organism in Eukaryota, Viridiplantae, Streptophyta, Magnoliopsida, Rosales, Rosaceae. The record is from RefSeq and is a predicted model, not a curated record.